ACCUAAUUGUAUAUCGUUUAUGACCAAAAAAAUCUUAUUUCGUUUCAGACUAUACUGCUUUAUUGGACGUGUGGUCUCACCCACCCACCCAAUUUGAAGUCAACCAACAAAUCCCACCCACCCAAUUUGAAGUCAAGCUUUGCAUCACCUGAAUCGUUUGCAGACCAGAGAGAUGGCUGGAGCUUUGAUCGGAGAGGCUUUUAUCUCUGCUUCCAUCCAGGUGUUGUGUGACAGAAUUACUUCACGCGAGUUCGUCGACUUAUUUCGGCAGAAGAAACUCGAUCAACAUCUCCUCAUGAAACUGAAGGUGACACUGUUGACCUUGAACGCAGUGCUCAAUGAUGCAGAGGAGAAGCAAAUAGAGAACCCGGCUGUGAGAGAGUGGCUUGACGAGCUCAAGCAUGCUGUCUUUGAUGCGGAGGACUUACUGGAUGAGAUCAACUAUGAAGCUUUGCGAUGCAAGCUCGAAGGUGAAGGUCAAAUCAACAAUUUAACCAAUAAGGUGUGGAAGUUCCUAUCUACUUCUCAUAACCAUUUUUAUCAGAGCAUGAAUGUUAAGAUACAAGAGUUGUUGCAAAGAUUAGAAGACUUUGUACAGCUGAAAACUGCUCUUGGUCUGAGAGAAGAUGUUGGGAGGAAGGUUUCACAAAAAACUCCAACAACUUCCUUGGUUCAUGAACCUUGUGUGUAUGGUAGAGAUGAAGUCAAAGAAAAUUUAUCAAAAUUGUUGUUAUCCGAUGACGCAAGUAAGGAUGAUGUGUCUGUGAUUACCAUUGUUGGAAUGGGUGGGGUUGGCAAGACAACCCUCGCUCGAAUGCUUUACAAUGACCAUAAGGUGGAAGAACAUUUUACACUUAAAGCGUGGGCUUGUGUUUCAGAAGACUAUGAUGCUAUUAGGGUAACUAAAACUCUUCUUGAGUCAGUCACCUUAAAGCCUUGUAAAACGACAGAUCUGAAUUUACUUCAAGUUCAACUAAGAGAACAACUUAAGGGAAGCAAAUUUUUAUUUGUGUUGGAUGACAUAUGGAAUGAGAAAUAUACUGAUUGGAAGUGCCUCCAAACUCCUUUCACUUCAGGGGCAAGGGGGAGUAAAGUCAUUGUAACAACAAGGAACAAAAAUGUAGCGUCAUCCAUGCAAAAUGUUCCUAUUCAAUCCCUGGAACCAUUAUCCCAUGAAGAUUGCUGGUUGUUACUUGCAAAACAUGCUUUUGGAAAUGAAAACUCUAGUGCACAUCCAAACUUGGAAGAAAUUGGCAAGCAAAUUGCACGCAAGUGCAAAGGGUUGCCUUUAGCUGCACAAACACUUGGCGGUGUGUUACGGUGCAAACUAGAUUUCGAGGCAUGGAACAGAGUAUUAAAUAGCAGCAUUUGGAAGUUACCUUACGAGAAAAGUGAUAUUCUUCCUGCUCUAGGAUUGAGUUACCAUUAUCUUCCAGCCAAGUUAAAACGAUGCUUUCUUUAUUGUUCAAUUUUUCCAAAGGACUAUGAAUUCAAUAUAGAAGAUGUGGCUUUUCUUUGGAUGGGAGAAGGUUUAAUUCACCAAGCUGAGCAUGGAAAAAGCCUCGAAGAGGUUGCUAUAGAUCAUUUUGAUGAAUUGUUAUCCCGAUCUUUGUUUCAACCAUCGGGGAAAUCAAGUUUCACAAUGCAUGAUCUCAUCAUUGACUUAGCUAUGUUCAUGUCUAAGGGAUUUUCUUACAGGUUGGAAGUGAGGGAAUCACAUGAAAUAGAAAGAGUUCGCCAUUUGUCAUAUGCAAGGGAAGAAUUUGAUGUUGCUCAUAAAUUUGACCCAUUAAAGGGGGCUAAGUGUUUGCGGACCUUCUUGCCUACCUCUUUGAAUCCAUAUGAAAAGUGUUAUCUAAGCAAACAGGUUCUACAAGUUUUGUUGCCAUCACUAAGAUGUUUACGGGUCUUAUCAUUGUCACAUUAUAAGAAUGUCACUGUAUUACCUGAUUCUAUUGAAAAUCUCAUUCACUUGCGAUACUUGGAUCUCUCCUAUACUGCACUUGAAAGGUUACCUGAUGUUCUUUGCGGUCUUUACAAUUUGCAGACGUUACUAUUGUCACAUUGUUCCUCUCUCGUCGAGUUGCCUACAAAUAUGAGAAAAUUGAUAAAUUUACAGAAAUUAAUGUUAACAGGUUGCAAGUCUCUUACUAAAUUGCCUGUAGAUAUGAGAAAAUUGAUUAAUUUGCAUCAUCUUGAUGUCAGUGGAACUAAGAUUGUAGAGAUGCCAGUGCAAAUGGGUAGACUUAAAAGUUUGAGAACAUUGGCUGCUUUUGUAGUCGGGAAAUCUACUGGGACGAGCAUUGGAGAAUUGAGGGAGCUGCCACAACUUCGAGGAAAGCUUGCAAUAUUGAAACUGCAAAAUGUAGUUGAUGCUAGGGAUGCCUUGCAAGGCAAUUUGAAGGAUAAGAAAGAUCUAAAAGAGUUAGAGUUGGAAUGGAGUGAUGAGGAUGCAGAUGAUUCCCUAAAGGAGAAAGAUGUACUUGACAAGCUCCAACCUUGCGUGAAUUUGGAGAAACUAACCAUUAGAUCCUAUGGUGGAACCCAAUUCCCUAAUUGGUUAGGAGACUCGUCCUUCUCUAACAUACAAGUCCUGCGUCUCAAAGAUUGUAGUUACUGUUGGUUGAUGCCACCAAUUGGGCGGCUACCUGCUCUCAAGAAGCUCAUAAUAAAAAGGAUGAAACUUGUUAAGACGAUUGGUGUUGAGUUCUAUGGAAGAAAUGAAGGUUCUCCAAUUCAGCCAUUUCAAUCUCUGGAGAAGCUGCAGUUUGGGGAAAUGGCAGAGUGGGAGGAAUGGGUACCAAGUGGAAGUGGAGGUGAAUAUGGUCCAGACUUUCCUCGUCUCCAGGAGCUGUUUCUAAAAGAUUGUCCGAAGCUUAGAGGAAGCUUGCCCUUGGCUUGUCAUCUGCCUUGCUUGAAGAAGCUUUGGGUGUCUGGGUGUGGGGUUUUACAUGAUCAAAGGGCCACCACUACUAGUACUUCUAGUCUUAAAAUGGACUCCUACAAAUCUCUUGAAAAAUUGUUAAUCCACGAAACAGGUCUGUUAUCAUUCCCAGAGAUAAUGUUGCCCAACCAUAAUCGUCUUCAACACUUGAGUCUCUGUGAUUGUCCAAACCUGUUGUCGUUCCCUGAAGAUGGUCUACCCACUACGUUGACAUCACUUGAGAUAGUCAAUUGUAGGAGAUUAGAAUUCUUACCUCAUGAGAUGAUGGCCAAGUUGACCUCGCUUGACAAUUUGCAGAUAUAUUAUAGCUGUGAAUCAAUGAGGUCCUUUCCGUUAGGCUUUUUUCCCAAAUUGACGUCGCUUUACAUUUGGGAGUGUGAGAAUCUGGAAUUCCUUUCCGUUGAAGAAGGAGUUGUUGAGAAUCUCAGUCAUCUCAGAACUUUGUAUAUCACAGGCUGUCCAAAGUUGGUGUGUUUUCCCCAGGGAGAAUUGCCCGCUCCCAACUUGAAUGAUUUUACAGUCCGUGAAUGCGAGAAUUUGCAGUCAUUGCCCGAACGCAUUCACACCCUCACAGGCCUUCGACAUUUGGGGAUAAGCGGUCUUCCAAAUCUUGAGUCGUUUGCAGAAGAUGGGGGUUUGCCUCCCAAUCUCCGAGUUUUUCGCCUUGAGAAUUGUGAGAGACUGAGGCCUUCAUCAGUGGGAGAGUACUGGGGUUUGCAAGGACUUGUCUCCCUUGAAGAAAUUAGCAUUGGUGGUAGGGGAAGUGGGGAUAUCUUGGAGACGUUGCUUAUGGAACAGCUGCUCCCUACUACUCUUCGCACUCUCCGCAUCUGGGGACUUUCAAGUAUGAAAUCUUUGGAUGGUAAGGGACUUGGACACCUCACUUCUCUUCAAAGCCUACAUAUUAGUGGGUGUGACAGUAUCCAAUUCCUGCCAGAAGAGGGUUUGCCGCCAUCUCUUUCUUUCCUGAGAAUCUCCCAAUGUUCUGCCCUGGAGAAAAGGUAUCAGAAUAAGGCUGGAGAAGAUUGGGCCAAGAUAUCUCACAUUCCUUGCAUCAGGAUAAAUGAUGACGUCACCAUAUGAUAUGAGCUCUCAAAACUCUCUCACACAGACGAAGUACUGUUUUUGGAUAUUUCACUCUCAACUCUGAAAACAAAGUCAGACUUGAGAAAUUUUCCCAUGUUCGGAGGUCAAAGCAACUUGUGUAGACAACCAUGCAUGAUUUCAGAGUUCAAGCUGAUGGUGUAAUCACAGAUUCUUUUAGGAUCUUAUUACCAUCAAAUUUUUUUAAUUCCAAAUCUGGAUGGGCAGGAUCAGACCAAGCAACAUACACUGCAUGCUUCAUGUCAUCAGCAUUUCAGACAGAAAAUGGCCCUUGAAUUGUCUUCUGAGCCAAUGAGUUUUUCUAGUAUCUGAAGUGCGAAAAUUAAUGAAUUGAUGUGUACAAAGAGUCUUGAACAUUUUUUCUUGUUGAAGACUGGAAGUGCCUCUUAUAAGUGGCUAAGUUGCAAUGUGUGGUGUCAUCAAUGCUCUGCAAAGAGGUUUGUCAUCAACUUUGUGCUUGAGAUAGAUUGUUUUGUCUGUGGAUGCCACUGGUUAUUUAUCGUAUUUGAACACUCCAUUGAGAUAUAGAUUAUUUUGUCUGCGUAUUGUCACUUCUUGUUCUUCGCUUCAUUUCUGUCGGUUGCUUGCCUAAAUAUGCCCUUCAGCAGUUAAAGUUGAGACUGGAGUUGAACAAGGUUAGGUUAGCUGUAUAAUUCGGGGUAACGCCUUUUCUAUAAACAAUUGUAACUGUCUAUAUAGAUUAAUUUGUCAGCAUUAUUCUAUGGUUCAUUUAGAAUCCUAUUAUCACCCAAAAAAAAUAAAAAUAAAAUUCGUAUUAUUAUUAAUUUGCUGAUUCCAAUUUGGACCAGUAGGAGCAGAGCAGACCAAGCAUGUUCAUACAUCGCAUGGCUCAAGACAUCAUCAUUUGAGACUGAAAAUCAGCCUUCAACCGUCUGCUGAGUCAAUAGACUUCUCUAGAGAUCUCAAGUGCAAGGGAAAAUUGAUGGGUUAACAAAAAAGAUUCGUGAACAUUUUUCUGUUCGAAAUUUUCUACUGGAGGAUGGAAAUGCUUCUUAUAAGUGGCUAAGUUUCAAUUAUUUUGUAGGAUCAAAGGCUCUGCAGAGAGUUUGCUGACCAUGGUGUUGAAAACAAAGGGUGCUGCGCAUCAAGUACGAGAAAAUCAGAGUCUGAACCAACUCCGCAGCGUGAUCCAAUGAUUCAAAUUGAAAACUGUGCAGUCAUCUAACCGUGAUCAAAUAAGUAUGAAUACAAUUUCUUCGAUACAUAAUGAAAAGUAUACAUAUUAACCAGGGAGAGUGUCCAAAUUUGGUGUGUUUCCAAACUUGAAGCAGCUUAUAAUCAUUGAAUGCAACAAUUUGAAGUCAUUGCCUGAACGCAUUCACACCCUCACAGCCCUUCGAGAGUUGAGGAUAGAUGGUCUUCCAAAUCUUGUGUCAUUUGCAGAAAGGGGUUUGCUUCCCAACCUCCAACAUUUUAGCAUUCAGAAUUGUGAGAGACUGAGGGUUCUGGUGAGAGAGCACUGGGGUUUGCAACAACUUGUCUCCCUUGAAGAAUUUUAUAUUGGAGGAAGAGCAAGUGAUGAUAUCUUGGAGAUGUUGCUCAAGGAACAGCUGCUCCUACCACCCUUCACACUAGGCAUCAACGAAAUUACAAGUCUGAAAUCUUUGGACAGAAGGGACUUAAGACACCUCACUUCUCUUCAAUGCCUACAAAUUGGAAGCUGUACAAGUCUCGAAUUUCUGCAACUUCAACACCUCACUUAUAUAUUAGGGAGUGUGACCUGCCAAAAGAGGGUUUGCCGCCGUCUCUUUCUUCUCUUCGGAGAGUAAUGUGUUCUGCCCUGGCGAAAAGAUAUGAGAAUAAGACGGGACAAGAUUGGGACAACAUCUCUCACAUUCCUUGCCCUGGAGAGACAAAGUACUACUUUUCUAUAUUUCACCAUCAACUCUCAACUCUCAGACCAAACUCAGUUGUGCAUCCAAUCAAUAAAUUUUACAGUUGCCAGCAAAGCAUAGCAUAUUGAUUGAAUGUUCUUCCCAGAUCAUGGUUUCUGUUCUUCAGGACAUCUCUUAUAACAAUUUGAUAGCAACCUUCUCUUGGAGAGCUUUUCCCUUGCUAUGUUUCUUUACGUGUCGUCUUCAUUUCCAGAAGAGGGUUUACCAUUGUAUAUAGCCUUUUGGUUUGCUAGCAACGGAAAGGUUCAGCUGGCUGGAAUAUCUCAAUUGACAAUUUCCUUAAAAAAAUGUAUUUAAGUCUCAUUUGAGCUAGUUUAAAUUGUAUUCAAUGCCUAUGGAUAACCUGUGAGCUUAAGUUGUGAGAUAAAAGUGACACUAUAUUAUUGUUUUUAUCUUCUAGAAGAUGUGAGCAUGAUAUUUAUCAUUCAUAUUGUUGCCAUUUAUUAGUCUUUGGACUUUCCCAGGGACUGCAUGUAUGUUAGCCAUGGUACCUUGUCUUCUGUCGCUGUACCCUUUAAUGUUUUUAAUAAAACUUGUCUCUUUUCUUUU
This is a messenger RNA of Prunus persica (peach), 6513 nucleotides long. RefSeq names its product putative disease resistance RPP13-like protein 1. Bases 173 to 4027 code for a protein of 1284 amino acids. The transcript is spliced from 6 exons. The record is from RefSeq and is a predicted model, not a curated record. Gene Ontology annotation, molecular function: ADP binding; protein binding. Gene Ontology annotation, biological process: defense response to other organism. Lineage: Eukaryota; Viridiplantae; Streptophyta; Magnoliopsida; Rosales; Rosaceae.